This is a messenger RNA of Glossina fuscipes, 2890 nucleotides long. RefSeq names its product maternal protein exuperantia (gene exu). Lineage: Eukaryota; Metazoa; Arthropoda; Insecta; Diptera; Glossinidae. Gene Ontology annotation, molecular function: protein homodimerization activity; RNA binding. Bases 731 to 2254 code for a protein of 507 amino acids. The transcript has 8 exons. The record is from RefSeq and is a predicted model, not a curated record. Gene Ontology annotation, biological process: bicoid mRNA localization.
UUACACACGUAUAUUAAAAAUAGAAGUAAUAAAAAUAAGAAAAACAAAUGAAGAGUAAGAAAACACUUGUUGCGUAGUGAAUGUUAAAAAUAACAGAAAAAAGGGUUUAUUUUUCACUCAUUUCUAUGAAAACAGCUAGCAACCUCUCUAAUACGACAUUGCAAAUAUUAAGAGAGCCACUCAAAGAAAUUGGAAAAAAAUAUUUAACAACAAAUUAAUGAUUAGUUGUUGUAAUAUUCUAAAUUUAAUUAACCUGAAUUUUGGUUUGGUGAUUCAAGUGCUGCGGUUGCUAUUUCCUAUGGUUACAAAGUAAAAAAAAAGAGUAGGCUCCGUUUAGUUAUUGUAGUUUAUUGAAAUUUCUAUCAAUGAAAUGUCGUUUGAAUUUAAAAAAUUUUCAGUUUGAAAUUGAAAAAGGAAGCUUUCGCAGGCAUUUUUAAACAGAACAUUUGUUUUUGUUUUUCGUACGAAUUGUUUCGUUUCUUGUUGCGCUCUUGUCUAACAAACAAAGAAGCCGCGCCGCGUCGGUGAUGCAAGCAUAGCAAAAAUUUUGAAAAAAAAUUUUUAUUUUUUGACAAGAACUACUCCAAGCCAAAAAAAUAAUACAAAAGAGAAGAACGUUUCGCAGUCCUUCAAGUAGGAAAGAAAAAAAACGUGAAGAAAAAAGCUUUUUUUAGGAAUUAUAAAUACACUCAGCGAUAUAAGAGAUAGAGAUACACAGUGUAUAAAAAAAAUGGUCGCUUCAAUAGCACAACAAAACUGUGUUUUGUCUUCAACAAUGAACGGCACAACAACGGCUAUUAACGGACUGGCAAACAAUAAUACCACUUUACCGGUGGGUAGAUAUAUAUUGGUGGGCGUGGAUGUUGAUACCACAGGACGUCGUUUAAUAGAUGAAAUUGUUCAAUUAGCUGCUUACACGCCAAAGGACCAUUUUGAACAAUACAUAAUGCCGUAUAUGAAUUUAAAUCCAGCUGCACGUCAGCGUCAUCAAGUGCGCGUGAUCUCAAUCGGAUUUUAUCGUAUGCUCAAAUCAACGCAGACCUACAAGAUAAUCAAAUCAAAAUCUGAAAUCGCUGCUCUUAAAGAUUUUCUCGAUUGGCUCGAAACUCUUAAAUCUAGAGAUGUUAACUCGCAGGGUAUUAUAUUAUUAUAUCAUGAAGAUCGAAAAUUCAUUCCAUAUAUGAUUUUGGAAUCGCUUAAAAAAUAUAACCUGCUGGACAGGUUCCUGCACACUGUCAAAUCUUUUGCCAAUGGUCUAAAUUUGGCUAAAGCUAGUGCCAACGAUUCACCGCAGCAUUAUACGUUGCGUAAAUUAUCGAAAAUUUUGAAAACAGGCAGCAGCGGCAACAACAAAAACAAUGAAAUGAAUGACAAUAAUGCGAAUAUAGAAAAUUCCAAUAACGCAAGUGAUAUAAACCAACAUCAAAAGAACAAGUCAAACGGUAAUAAUAACAACAACAAUAAUAACAAUGAUCGAGAAUUAUUUGAAGGUAAUGCCAGUGUACGCGCCAAGCUGGCCUAUGAGGUCGCUUUACAUUUGAGCAAUCAGGAUGGCAAAGAAUCACUAGAUUCUUCAAUUGCUGUCGAUAAAAUGCUCAACGCUUUGCACACUUAUGCUAAGCCAAUUGAAUGUGAUUUAAAUGAAUUGCAAACGCAAAACGAAAAUCUGGAACGCCAAAAUUCAUUCCGUCCGGUAUUUUUGAAUUAUUUCAAAACUACCAUAUAUCACCGUGUACGUGCUGUUAAAUUUCGUAUCAUUUUGGCUGAGCAUGGUUACGAUUUGACCACCUUAAAUUCUAUAUGGUCCGAUAAAAAGCGUGACGGUCUCGUCGAAGUUUUGCAGGCGAUCGAUGAAUUGAAAGUCAAUGAUAAAACUGAAUUGGCCGAUCUAUUUGAUAGUUAUUUUGAUCCAAAUAAAACUACCAUUAAGCCGAUUGUUAAAAAUAAUAAUCGUCGCCGUAAUAGACGUGGGGAUAUGAAAUUUUUAGUUCGCAAUAACGUACGCAACGGAGGCAAUACUCCACGUAAUGGUACCCUUGGUUCGACCACCGAGCAAGGUGCUGGCGGUGACAAACCGGCCGCAAACACUUCCGCAAAUGUGCCAGACUCUACUACAAAAUCGCCAAAACCUCAUCGCGGUAAACGCAAUUCACGUUUGCGCAACAACUUGAAGACACCAAUGGCCUCGGAGGCGCCCAUUACUAAUCAAGCGACUACUCACAAUAACCCAGUCGCAAUAUCCGCCUCCAUUUAGAGAGCAACGAAAUUUAGAGCAACACGUAAAAGAGAAAGACGAGAACUACCAUUAGCCUAUUAUAUAAUAACAUAUCAUUCGGAUUAUUUGAACAAACCCUUAAUUGCUGCAACAAACAAACAAACAUUCAAUAACAGAAACAACGAUGAAAACAAAGAAAAUCUUCAAAAACCUUCGGGAGGGAGAAAUUCUGAGCCUCGAAAAUGUGUAAAAAAAUUAUUUUCAACAAUCGAUUAAUCGGAGUUCAGAAUUUGAGUUCUUUAAUUUUUGAAGAUUGGUAUGCAAAAAACUAUAUCAAAACUUACGUUUAAAAUCGAAAAUUUUAUUUAAAUUCAAAUCCGAGCUAUGAGAUAUGAACUAUAUAUGGUAUGAUAACAGAAUGAAUGAAAAAAAAAACCAAUCAAACCAGCAAAUUCAAAUCAAUGAAAUACGUGUGCAAGGCAAAGCCCUAAAACAUCAAAUAGAAACAAAUGAUAAUACCAUCAUAACCCCUUAUUCCUCUACUUAACUACCGUGAAGAAAUUCAAGAAAUUUUCGUGCGCAUGCUACUUAACCACAGAAGGCAAACAAAAUUUUUGUUUAGAAACAAAAUCAAGAAGAAAUGAAGAAAACAACCUCGAAUAAUGAUCAAGUAAA